UUAUCUUUAAGCAUGAUGUAACAAAUCAUAUGUGAACAAGUCAUCUGGUGUACAGAUUAAGUUAUCAAACGACAAUUUAAGAAAUGAAAAGUUUAACUUUUACACUUGCGAGUGCAUUUGCGGCCUUGCUGCUUAAAGGGGUCAGCAGUAUAACCACACAAUGCUGUAUUUGUGACGAUUUGUCUUCCGACCCCGCCCAGCACUGUGAUGUAAAAGGGAUUUGUGAAAACAGUUACACAACCUGUCCAGAGUACUGUGAAACGACAAGACAUUUCGUGGGACACAAAUGGCUCACCACUAGAAACUGCGGCCAAGAAAAGACAUGCAUAGACCACUGGUACCACACGGUAAGCAGCCUUGGUUGCAUUGACAACACACGCGGGGAACCAGACAACGGAACCACGUGCUACAAGUGCUGCAAGGUCACCGACCCAUUUCAGCCUCAUUUUUGUCUUGACCAUCCGGACACAAACUUUGUCACUUUCCCCAUCACUACACCAUCUACUACACCAACAACGACACCGACAACAGUCACAACUACCCCGACGACGACGGCUACAACCACAACGCCGGCACCAACCACCACUUCAAAACCUAUGACAACAUCAACCAAAUGCGAAACAUGUUUAAGCGACAAUUGCACGAGCUCUGUGAUUAGCACGUGCGGUGCCGAUGAAGGUUAUUGCAUGAACACGAUCAUACAGCAUGGCAACGGCACGUCAACUAUAAAGAAAUCGUGUGCCAGUGAACUUGAAUGCUAUUAUGACGCCUAUGUUGCUAUGAAGGCCACCUCGGGAUGUGGUUCGCCCACCAGCAAAGCGGCAUGCCAUUACUGCUGCCAGCCAACACCAGGGUCCUCCUCGCCGUGUAACACAAGUCCAGUCCCACAGAACGUGAUCAACUUUGGCAACAACCAAGCCGCUACAGGGACAGUCUGUGAGGUUGGACGUGAUGGAGUCUACAGCAUGAAGACAUGUGAUGCCACAACUCCUUUAUGCAUGAACACGAUCAUACUGCAGACAAAUCUUACAGUUAUCAAGAAAACCUGUGAAUCCGAUAUUCUUUGCGAUCAAGAUUGGUGGACGCUUACAAGAGCCAGACCGGAGUGUAUGACGACAGAUACGGCGUCACUUCCGGUGCGUGAUCAAGGUCUCGUCUGCCACUACUGUUGUAAGUCAUCAAAUGGAAGCGCUUGUAACAAAGAAACUAUCCCUGCUGAUGUCAAAGAUAUAGUAUCAAGAGUCGAUGGUAACUGGUCUAUGUGGUCAUUGUGGCAAGGUUGCACGGCAGAUUGCAAGGGUAUCCGAGUACGCAUACGCACGUGCAGUAAUCCCUUCCCGGGCCCGAAUGGAAGACCGUGUAGUGGCCAUGGAUCUGAAACUGAAACAUGUGACUCGACAAACUGCAACAUAGCGGGCACUGGAUCACAGGCCAUUAUUGGAUAAGCCUACGGAUGAAUAUACACGGACUAGCUGAUUUCAAAUUUUAAGGUUUACUUACUUCAAAUGCAAGUCUUGUGUAAUGCCAAUGAAGUAAUAAAAUUGCAAUUUAUCAACCACCUCGACUGUCA
This is a messenger RNA of Mercenaria mercenaria, 1570 nucleotides long. Its product is annotated as integumentary mucin C.1-like. NCBI's taxonomy places the organism in Eukaryota, Metazoa, Mollusca, Bivalvia, Venerida, Veneridae. The record is from RefSeq and is a predicted model, not a curated record. The coding region runs from base 84 to 1445 and encodes 453 amino acids. The transcript has 11 exons.